Molecule: messenger RNA, 1221 nt
Organism: Sciurus carolinensis (gray squirrel)
Lineage: Eukaryota; Metazoa; Chordata; Mammalia; Rodentia; Sciuridae
Gene: Slfnl1
Product: schlafen like 1
Exons: 4
Coding region: 1-1221 (406 amino acids)
Source: RefSeq, a predicted model, not a curated record
AUGACCCCAAGGAAGAGAUCAGCACAAACACAGAUGUGGAAGCCCUUCAUGGAGUCCCACAGCAAGCAGCCCCUGCCAAAGCUCCCCGCAGAAGAGUCCCUGCCUGAAGACGCAAGCCUCAAGGCGGUUCCCAGCGUGCACACGCUCUACGUGGGCCACCUGAAUCCCCAGUUCUCAGUGCCGGUGCUCACCUGCCUGCUACGGGACACCCUGGAGCAACUUGAGCUGCCAGUGGCACGGGAGCACAUUGAGGUGGUGAGGCGACCACGGAAUGCCUAUGCGCUGGUACGGGUGGCCACCCACAAGGACACCCUGGCCUCCCUACCCUGGCGCCUGCAAAUUGCCACAGAGGAGAAGCUGAUCCUCAAAGAGCUGACAGCCCGGGGGAAGGAGCUAGUAUUGAAUGAGACCUGGGGCAGAGAGGUAAGUGGGACCUCCCCAAGCCACCCUGGCCCCAGCCCUGGUCCCAGCCCCGGAUCCGGCCAGGGCUCCAGUCUCCCCAUGCCAACGGGACCCGCAGACUUCUCACCUAGGCGGCAGUGGACCCAGCGGUGGCUGAUUUCCCAGAACCGGCCCAGCGGUGUGCGCUCCGACAGCGCCAUCAUGCACCAGGAGAUCCUGGGCCAGGAGCAGCUCUUCCAGGGCACCUUCCUGGGCAGCGAGACACGGAACAUGGAGUUCAAGCGGGGCAGUGGCGAGUACCUGAAUCUAGCCUUCAAGCACCACGUGCGGCGCUAUGUAUGCGCCUUCCUCAACAGUGAAGGUGGCAGCCUGCUAGUGGGCGUUGAGGACAGUGGCCUGGUGCAGGGCAUCCGCUGCAACCACCGUGAUGAGGACCGCACACGCCUGCUGGUGGACUCCAUCCUGCAGAGCUUCAAGCCCCAGGUCUUUCCUGAUGCCUACACCCUCACCUUCAUCCCCGUCAUCAGUGCCUCCACCACCGUGCCUCUCAAGGUGCUCCGUCUGACUGUGCACACCCCCAAGGCCCAAGGGGAACCCCAGCUGUACGAGACAGACCAGGGGGAAGUGUUCCUGCGACGGGACGGGAGCAUCCAGGGGCCACUGUCCGUCAGCACCAUCCAGGAGUGGUACAGGCAGAAGUGGAAAACAGAGCUGGGCAAGCUGGAAGAGAAGGUGAAGGUGCUGACGGUGGAGAAGGAGCAGCUCCAGCAGCAGCUGAGGCAACUGCGGCCUGUGUCCUGCACCUGCUGUGUCCUGUGA